This is a messenger RNA of Didymodactylos carnosus, 2022 nucleotides long. The record is from the annotation of a GenBank genome assembly. Lineage: Eukaryota; Metazoa; Rotifera; Eurotatoria; Philodinida; Philodinidae.
AUGUUAUGGGUGAGGGUUGGACAAGUGCACGCUGGACAAGUACUUACAAGUAAAUUUACUUCUGGAAAAGGACAAGUACCGGCUUCAUUACGCAAGCGGAGUACUUGCCCUAAGUACUUGGGCACAACUAAAAUGGAUUCAUUCGUGCAUCGUAUCAUUUCACACGAUGAUUUACAAGAAGUGGAUAAUAUUUUAACUGUAAAAAAUGGUGAAGAAAUCACUCUGAUAUGGUACGAUGAGAAGAUCGAUAAUGAAGUUCAAAAUCUAAUGGAUAAUACAAAUGACUGUAACUAUCUCUGUCACACUCGUGAACAAUUCGAAGAACAAGUAGAAAAGAAUAUUAAUGAAAAAAUUAUUUUAAUCGUAUCAGGUCAACUGGCUGAAGAAACACUCUCUCGAUUUCAUAAUAGAAACGAAAUUGAUUCUGUUUAUAUCUUUUGUUUACAAGCGCAAUUAUAUCAGUCGUUAAUCGAUUGUAAAAAGUAUACGAAACUUGUUGGUGUAUAUACCGGAUAUAAGCAACUAUUUGAUAUCAUUCAAAAACAACUACGCUUAUUAAUUAAAUUUCGUAUAUUUAAUCAAAAACAAAAAGCUUUUCGUCUUCUUACAAAUGAUUCAGGUGGAUAUCUAUGGUAUCAAUUAUUGAAAGAUUUUUUAGCUGAAAUGCCUGUUACAGACUACACUAAAGAAGAAAUGUUAGCUUGCUGUCGUUACCAAUACCGUUCAAACCAAAGCCAAUUGAAAAUAAUUGAUGAAUUUGAAGAUAUUUAUGAAUCACCUCAGGCAAUUACCUGGUAUACGCGUGAUUCAUUCGUCUAUCGUAUUGUUAAUAGAGCAAUACGUACACAGGAUGUUGAUGCAUUAAUUCAAUUACGUUAUUUUAUUUUCGAUCUAUGUACACUUUUGAAAAAGACAAGUGACGAACAGAAACAAAAUCGAGUGAGUCGAAUACUCUAUCGUGGUUUGAGACUGACUGAUACAGAGAUUGAACAGCUAAAAGCAAAUGAAGGAAAGUUAAUAGCAGCAAAUGGCUUUCUUUCAACAACUCCAUCGACAGCUGCAGCUGAUAUGUUUGCAGCUAAUGUUAUCUUUGAAAUUGAUCUCAAGGAUAAUCUGGAUAAUGUAGUAUUUGCUGAUAUUUCAAGGUUGAGUUAUAUACAAGAUGAAGAAGAAAUCUUGUUUGAUCUAGGAACAAUAUUUCGUUUGAGCACAAUUAGUUACGAUAACACUCGACGUUUGUAUAUUGUGAAAGUAACUGUUGAAAAUGAUAUUGAACAAUUGUACAAUCGAAAUGAUUUUAUCAAAGAUCGUCGCCAAGUGCUGGAACUUAUUAAACAAAGUGAUCGACUAAACAUUGAAUUCGGUUUCCUCUUGAGUCACAUGGGUCUACACAAGAAAGCUAUUCCAUAUUAUGAAAGUUUAUUGGAAAUGCAAUCGAUAAAUGAGGAUGAAGAUGUCAAAUAUCUAAUCUAUACAUAUCUGAUAGAAGCCUAUCUCUACUUGGAUCAAUCAGAUAUUGCUUUAAAAUAUGCUGACCUUAUUUUAAAAAGUAAUUAUACAGCAGUUAAUUCUGCUGAUUGUUACUUUCGUAUAGGUUUAAUUUAUGUACGCACUGAUUAUGAAAAUGCAACACAGUACUUUUUAAAAGGUCUGACUCUCUUUGAAGAAGAUAAAGACAAUUUAGAAAUCUUAUCACUUCUGCACCAUGAAAUGGGUAUUGUAUAUCUAUUCAGUAAAGACUAUUUAUUAUCAGCUUUUGAUCCCGAUAUUGGUGUUCUCUACAGUUCAAUAGCUUUACUCUUUUUAGAAAUAAAAGACUAUGAUAAAACGUUAGACUAUUGUUAUAAAGCUUUGGAAAUAUACAAACUCUAUUUACCAAUUAAUCAUCAAAAUUAUUCGUAUGGCUUUGGUCUACUGGCACGUGCCUACUAUGAACAAGGGAAUGUCGAUUUAUGUAUUGAAUAUUCUAAAAAAUAUUUACAAUUAGAAGAUAAACCAUGGAAAGAUGAUGAAUCAGUUUGA